CGUUGAGUUAUGCGACCUCCAUUGCAGACCUUCAAGUUCCAGGUUGUCACUGCCGUCGCCCGAUUCCAGCCGGAACUGCCGUUAACUGCAGAACCUCCUAUGUUGGUGGACAGCCACGCCAAGAUCAGCUCUGUUAUAUAAUACUUACUUCCAUCCACCAUUGUUUGCUUUUCCCUUUGGGGGUUUAUGUGGCCCAGAAUUAUCAAGUUCCUAACAUCAAGAAGCUAGUUGACACUGCCUUAAUUAUGGCAAAUAUAAUAGAGGAAAAAUACCAGAACCCAAAGAGGAGGAGUGAUGAAGACGAUUGAUGCCUAUAAAGCUUCUGAAAAAGCACAAUUUGGUAGAAGAGAUUUUAUCUUGGAUAAUAGCUUCAUGCCAAAACCGUUUUGUGGUCGCUAGAGUUGUAUUCAGUAUUCAUUUGAAUCAUGUCUCUAUAAUAUUUUUGACGAGCAAAGUUGAGGAACCUCACUUCGAGUUGGAGGUCCUGCAUCUGAUCUCCAUAACAUUUCGUCCACAACAUCAUUCAAACUCUCUAUCCUCCAAAGUCUUCCUCCCCUUUGCUUCCUUUUAAAUUUUAAUUGCAUUCUCUGUGUUACCUCCCUUUUUGUUCGCUUGUAAACAAAGGAGAUUUAUCUUCUUUAUGCCUUUGCUGUUUGUUUUGGUAUCUUCCUCAAUUCAGCUAUUUUUGGGUGCAUUAUUCAACUAACACAGUCAGCUUACUUCUUUUGGUAUUCUUCUCCUGCUACCUUGAUGUAUACAUGUUCUAGUCUAGGCAGAAGCAUUUAAAUCCAUUGAUACCUGAAGUUUUGUGUCUCCUCUAUUCCGAAGGGGUUGAAUUCUGCCAUCAACGCUCUGCCAUGUAGAACUUGUGGGGGUAACUUAAAAAAAUGACAAUGGAUAGAUUGAGUUUCAAGAGAUUUAGAACAUUAUUGGUUGUGGGUUCCAUAACCUUCCCUAUUUUAUUCACACUUACUCUGAUGCACCAACACUCUAUCUAUGAUCUUGUUGAGGGAGUUUCCAAUAUUAACAUAUUGGCUGCAAGGGCCCAAAAUGCUACUACGAAUGUCUUAAAAGAAGGGCGUCGCAAUGCUACAGUUCAAGUUGAGGAAGGAAAAGAUCAGAAUGUGGUAGAUAAGAUGUUGGGAGGCAAACAACAAAUCAGCUCAGAAGAACAAGCUCAGACUCCAACAAACGCAGAUAUUGGUAAAGCUGGUUCAAAGAAUCAUUCAUUUGAAGAUGAGAAGAAUGAUUCAACCCUAUCUACAGUUGGCUUUGCUAGUGUCAGACUCCUUGAUGGACUUCUAGUUUCCACAUUUGAUGAAGGAUCAUGCAUUAGUAGGUAUCAAUCUUACUUGUUUCGCAAACGUUCCCCUCACAAACCUUCUGUAUAUCUGAUAUCCAAGCUACGAAAGUAUGAACAUCUUCAUAGAAGUUGUGGACCACAUACCAAAUCCUAUGACAAAAUUAUGGGAAAGAGCACAAAAUCUAGCAAAAGCGGUGCAGGUGAGAAGUGCAAAUACCUUGUCUGGACAGCUUCCAAUGGCCUAGGGAACAGGAUGCUAACCCUGGUUGCAGCAUUUCUUUAUGCUAUCCUCACAGACCGUGUUCUACUAGUCAAAUUUGGGGAUGAUAUGUCUGAUCUCUUUUGUGAGCCAUUUGCUGAUUCCUCAUGGUUAUUGCCCAGGAAUUUUCGAUAUUGGAAGGAUCAGAAACAUAUCAAAACGCAUGAAAGCAUGCUAAUCAAUAAGGGAUACAAUGCAAAGGAGAUUUUUCCAUCAUUUCUUAUUCUUAAUCUACAACAUACCCAUGACGGUCAUAAUAACUUUUUCCAUUGUGAUCAUUGUCAAAAUCUUCUUCAGAGAGUUCCCGUGAUGAUUUUAUGGUCAGAUCAAUAUUUUGUCCCUUCUCUUUUUCUGAUUCCAUCCUUUAGAAAAGACUUGAGCAAAAUGUUCCCCCAGAAAGACACAAUUUUUCACCAUCUAGGACGUUACCUUUUCCACCCAUCAAACAAGGCAUGGGAAUUAAUCAGCAAGUUCUAUCAGGCGCACUUAGCCAAGGCAAAUGAGAAGAUUGGCCUGCAGAUUAGGGUAUUCAAUACUCAUAGAGCAUCACAUCAAACUAUUAUCAAUGAAAUUAUAGCCUGCGCCCUCAGGCACAAGCUUCUUCCUGAAAUAGACAUGGAAAAGUCGACAACUUCUUUGAAGAACCAUGCCACGAUCUCAAAAGCUGUUCUAGUAGCAUCAUUAUACUCUGAAUAUGGGGAGAGGCUGAGAAAUAUGUAUAUGAGGAACACAACAGGGACUGGGGAAGUGAUAAGAGUUUCUCAGCCAAGUCAUGAAGAGCGUCAAAAGUCCAAUGAUGGCAUGCACAACAUUAAGGCAUGGAGUGAAAUAUAUUUGUUGAGUUUGUGUGAUGCAUUGGUUACUAGUCCCAAGUCUACUUUUGGUUAUGUUGCUCAUGGUCUUGGAGGUUUGAAGCCGUGGAUUCUGAAGAGGCCAUAUGGGGAAACAGUCCCAGAGCCUCCUUGUCAACGAGCCAUGUCCAUGGAGCCUUGUUUCCAUUAUCCUCCCAAGUAUGAAUGUAGUGUCAAUAGAACUAUUGACUUCACUUCCCUCGUUCAUCACAUGGAGCAUUGUGAAGAUGUACCUAACGGAUUAAGGCUGAUCAAUGAUAAUCGCAAAGGUUAGUCACUUAGUUGCUAAUAUCUUUACCUUGUGCUUGAUUAGCUCAUCGAUGAUCACAGUGAUAUGAUAUGAGGAUGUGGCUCCCUGCCAUCCGUGCAGUUAAUAGCCUAUUAGCCUUGCCUAUCUUAUCAUGGAGUCAUGGAGUCACGGACUUAGAGAAAUAUGUAAUUUAACUUCAAAUUAAUUCUUAUUUAUUGCAUAAAUGACUUUUGUACUACUGUCCUUUAAGUAAGUUAUAUGGUACUUUUAUU
This is a messenger RNA of Arachis stenosperma, 2935 nucleotides long. RefSeq names its product galactoside 2-alpha-L-fucosyltransferase-like. Lineage: Eukaryota; Viridiplantae; Streptophyta; Magnoliopsida; Fabales; Fabaceae. Bases 888 to 2687 code for a protein of 599 amino acids. The transcript is spliced from 6 exons. Gene Ontology annotation, molecular function: galactoside 2-alpha-L-fucosyltransferase activity. Gene Ontology annotation, cellular component: membrane; Golgi apparatus. The record is from RefSeq and is a predicted model, not a curated record. Gene Ontology annotation, biological process: xyloglucan biosynthetic process; cell wall biogenesis.